Molecule: messenger RNA, 1207 nt
Organism: Cuscuta campestris
Lineage: Eukaryota; Viridiplantae; Streptophyta; Magnoliopsida; Solanales; Convolvulaceae
Source: the annotation of a GenBank genome assembly
CUCACACAUUCUCCCUCCCAUCCUCGCCGGCACAAACCUACCUCCCGCCGUGAAGCUUUCAUCUCCGAUGAGCUCAAUCUCCUCGCAAGGCGUUCAUGUCUUCAGGCUUUCGCCCUAUGCUCGUGUUGGCAGCAGAAACACAAGGGUUUUCAAGCUCAACCUCCCCAACGUUUCCCGUCCUUCACGGAGCCUACACUUCCUCCGCCGCCCCAAACGCCCCAAUUUUGAGGUCGUUUGGUGCUCGAUUUGGGGAGAUGGGGUCUUGGAGAUUGAGGAUGCAGCGUUAAUAGUAUCUACUUGUAUUACCAGGACAUUGCCUCCUGCUUUGACGCUGGAGCAAGGGUUGGAGAAGAUUGAGAAAGCUAUUACAGAGCUGAAGGAAAACCCUCCUUGUAGUGAUGUGGGGAUGCUAAGGUUUCAGGUUGCAGUGCCACCUAGUCCGAAGUCUUUGAGCUGGUUUUGCUGUCAACCAGAGACAUCGGUCGUGUUUCCAUUAUUUUUUCUUUCCAAGGAGAGGGAUCAAAAAACAUAUAAAUCUCUUUCUUUGGGUAGAACCCGUGGGGUCUUUGGAAUCGGGUCUACAAUAAUCUUUAAGGUCCUUUCUUCAUCCAAUAAGGGAAAAUUGAAUGAAAUUGGAAGACAUUUUUACAUUGAUCCAAAACAAAUAGAGGCUUAUGGACUUUUUGGUACUGGUUCUGAUAAAGUGAUAUCUUUCAUGAAGCAUGAGGCAGAUGCUGUUUACUUUUUUAUCCCCCAGUGCAACUGGCAUGGAAUGAUGCGUCUAUGCGCACCCUUGAAGAGGCUUUUCGAGCCUAUGAUGUCUGUUUUCUUCAGGUAUUCUCUGAAUCCUUUCUUUAUGUGUCGCCAAGUUAUUUUUCUUCUGAAGUUCAGUCAUGGCCUAAAAGUUUAAAUCUGAACAGGUGGGUGCUUCAUAUGUCAUCUUUUCCUUUAUGAAACUUUAUCUGCACAUUUUUUUCUGGUUAUCUUUUAUUUUUCAUUUUAUAUUCAAUUUUCAGGUUAAACAAAACUGUUUCAUCAAAUCAGGAAGAUGCGGGAGCAUAUACAUUAGCAGUACUUUUCAGAAACUUAACACGAUAGAGGACGAAAAUGUUGAAAUGGUAACAAUUUUCAGUUUUGAAAUAUGCUCAGAGAAACCAUAAUUCCCAAUGAAAAUUUGGCGUUACCUGUGCUACUGCUAUUUUAUUUU